GAAACAAAGGCACUGAAGGCAGCGCAGGGCAUGAGAUGGACGUACUCCCUCUCGCACAUGCCUCAAGGUGACGGCCAAGAGGUCAAACAAGGGCGCAACCAGGGCAACACACCAUCGCCCUACCACCUCCCUCCAAACGUUGCAAUUGUCUCGCUACAGGAGCUAGCACCCAAUGAGGUGACAGUCCGAUUUGCACAUCUGUACGAGGCCAAAGAGCAUCCCCAGCUGUCCAGCCUAGCCUCUGUUCAUCUCCCUUUGCUCUUCGCCUCACGAAAGCGCCCUGCUGCUGCACGCCAGCACGCCCUGCAGCCGCUCGCCUACUGCCGUGCGCCUGCUGCCGCGCACCUGUUGCAGCACGCUUACGCGCCUACUGCGUUCCCUGCUGCCGCACACCCUGCUGCCACGCGCCCUCCUGUCAUGUGCCUGCGUACCCUGCUGCCAUGA
Molecule: messenger RNA, 444 nt
Organism: Closterium sp. Naga37s-1
Lineage: Eukaryota; Viridiplantae; Streptophyta; Zygnematophyceae; Desmidiales; Closteriaceae
Source: the annotation of a GenBank genome assembly